Parus major (Great Tit) is the source of this 4518-nucleotide messenger RNA. It is a transcript of the gene PRKG2, whose product is annotated as protein kinase cGMP-dependent 2. The coding region runs from base 152 to 2470 and encodes 772 amino acids. The record is from RefSeq and is a predicted model, not a curated record. Gene Ontology annotation, molecular function: ATP binding; cGMP-dependent protein kinase activity. The transcript is spliced from 19 exons. Lineage: Eukaryota; Metazoa; Chordata; Aves; Passeriformes; Paridae. Gene Ontology annotation, biological process: protein phosphorylation.
CCCGCCCCGCCGCAGCCCCGGCCGCCCCUCACGGGCAGCGGGAGCGGCUUCGUGCCCGACCCGGCUCCGUGGGGAGCAGCGCUCCGUCGUCCCUGCCGCCGCCAGCCCGCCCUGGCCCCGGGCCAGCCAGGCACGCAGGUCUCUGGACAAGAUGGGAAAUGGAUUAACGAAACCCAAGCACCUGAGGCAGCCAAAUAGGCACGUGGCAAACCUCGCUAUUGGCUGUGCUGCCAGCCACAAGUUUCUGAUGGACCCAUGCCUAGGCAUCAAUGUGAUCAACGGGCAAGCUGAUGUCCUCUGCAGCAAGGUACUUGAACUGGAAAAGGAGCUGAAGAGAAAAGAGCAGCAGUUGCAAGAGAGUCAAAACCAUGUUGCUGAGCUUCAGGAACAGCUGGCUAUGCAGACUAAGGUCAUAGCAGAACUCACCAAGGAGCUUCAGAGCAAGUGUAUACAGUUGAACAAGCUGCAGGAUGUUGUUAGCACUCAAGGAGAGUACUCUCUUCAGCCUUCUCCGUUUAAAGUUUCUGCUGAUAGAAGGAGAGGAGCCAAGGAAGGUGUAUCUGCAGAGCCAACAACACGACUGUGUGAUUUGAGCAGGCAAACCAUGUUUUCCCUUGAAAAAGCAACAGUCCGAAAGGAUUCCAGUGAGAAGAGGCUUAUCACAGAUGCUCUGAAUAAAAACCAGUUCCUGAAGAGACUGGAGCCUCACCAGACACGAGACAUGGUGGAAUGUAUGUAUGAGAGGACGUUCCAGCAAGGGAGUUACGUCAUCAGACAGGGAGAACCGGGAAAUCACAUUUUUGUGCUCAAAGAGGGCAGUCUGGAAGUCUUUCAGCAGAAUAAGCUACUCUCCUCAAUACCUGUGUGGACAGCAUUUGGUGAACUGGCCAUUUUAUACAACUGCACACGGACAGCUUCUGUGAAAGCAAUCACUAAUGUUAAAACAUGGGCACUGGACAGAGAAGUGUUUCAAAAUAUCAUGAGAGUGACAGCACAAACCAGACAAGAGCAGUACAGAAACUUCCUCAGAAGUGUGUCCCUGCUGAAAAACUUGCCUGAAGAUAAAUUAACCAAGAUCAUGGACUGUCUGGAAGUGGAGUAUUAUGACAAGGGAGAUUAUGUUAUUCGGGAAGGAGAAGAGGGAAACACCUUCUUUAUAAUAGCAAAAGGAAAGGUGAUAGUUACCCAGAGUACUACAGACCACUCACAGCCUCAGGUGAUUAAAAAUCUACACAAAGGAGAUUACUUUGGAGAAAAGGCUCUCAUUAGUGACGAUGUCAGAUCAGCAAACGUUAUUGCAGAUGAGUACAAUGUGGAGUGCCUCGUUAUAGACAGAGAGACAUUUAAUCAAACGGUUGGAACUUAUGAGGAGCUGCAAACUUACCUGGAAGGUUAUGUGGCUAAUCUGGCCCAGGCUGACGAAAAGCGACAUGCAAAAGGAAGAUCCUUCUGUGGACAGUUGACCAAAGAGGUGUCUUUGGAGAUGAUAGAGCUGAAGGAGAAAGUAGCCCAGUUCCCUCCUUCCCCAUUCCAGAAUUUAGAAGUUGUCACAACUCUGGGUGUUGGUGGGUUCGGAAGGGUUGAGCUUGUUAAAGUUAAAAAUGAGAACAUGGCUUUUGCUAUGAAAUGUAUCAAGAAGAAACAUGUAGUAGACACCAAACAGCAAGAGCAUAUCUAUUCUGAGAAGAAAAUCCUUGAGCAGAUAUGUUCUCCAUUCGUUGUAAAGCUGUAUCGCACAUUCAAGGAUAACAAAUAUGUGUACAUGCUCCUGGAGGCUUGCCUUGGAGGGGAAUUGUGGAGCUUGCUGAGAGACAGAGGCAGCUUUGAUGAAUUUACCACAAAGUUUUGUGUUGGGUGUGUAACGGAGGCUUUUGACUAUCUGCAUCAAAUAGGAAUUAUCUACAGAGACCUGAAGCCAGAGAAUUUAAUUUUGGAUGCUGAAGGUUACAUAAAAUUGGUUGAUUUUGGAUUUGCAAAGAAGAUUGGAUCAGGGCAGAAAACCUGGACAUUUUGUGGAACCCCUGAGUAUGUUGCCCCUGAAGUCAUUCUGAGUAAAGGCCAUGACUUCAGCGUGGAUUUUUGGUCCCUUGGGAUUCUUGUGUAUGAACUCCUCACUGGCAGCCCACCAUUCUCUGGGGCUGAUCAAAUGAUGACAUAUAAUUUGAUUCUCAAAGGCAUUGAAAAGCUGGAUUUUCCUAAAAUAAUAACAAGGCGACCUGAGGAUUUGAUCCGCAGACUCUGCAGGCAAAACCCUACAGAAAGAUUGGGCAAUCUGAGGAAUGGAAUAAAUGACAUCAAGAAGCACAGGUGGUUGAGUGGUUUUAACUGGGAUAGUCUGAAAGUGAGGAAGUUAACAUCGCCUUUAAAAAGAGAGUUGUCUGGACCGACUGAUUACAGCUACUUUGACAGCUAUCCACCUGAAGUGGGAAGCCCUCCAGAUGAACUUUCAGGCUGGGACAAGGAUUUCUGAUCAUUUUUCCUUCUGGCACAUUUAUAGAGACUCAUAGGCAUUAGUUCUACCUUAUUUCUUGCUUAAAAUGAAGUUACAGAAAUUACACAGCACUCCCUGAAGAACAGAAGACAGUACAGGACCAGAACUUGGUUGGAUAAUCCACCAAAAUCUUUGCAUUUUGUAACAAGGGCAUGCAUUCAGUCAGCAGCUGUAACCUGAUUUUUUUUUAUUUUAUUUUAUACAUGGUGUCUCUAUGAACAUUUUCAGACACCAUUGAUUUGAUCUAUGGUUUUGCCACUAAAAAUAUAACUAGCUAAAAAAUUUGAUAUUAAUAAGGUUACUAUAUAGCUUUUCUUGGGUGGAGAGGAUGGGUAUCAGAAGCCAACAAUUGUGACAUUUGUCAGUAGCUAAAACUAUGGGCACUUAGUUUUCUUUUUCUCUGCUGUGUUUCACUUUUCCCCCAAAAUGUCCUGUAUUGCAUUGAUCCAGGAAUGUGUAGAAAAGAGACUUUUAUUGGAAAGUUGAUCUGAUUUAGCUACAGCUAAAAGGGUAUCACUGUGUAAGCUGCCUCUCUGCCAGUCUAGUUUUGCACCAGGUUGAAUAUGUGAGACUGGUCAAAGGAAAAGAUAUAACAGAAGUUGCCUAGAGAAUCAGACUGUGGUGUACAUUUCCCUUACUGCUUUAAAGAGCCAUGUGCCUUUCUUAAAAUGUUUUGCUUUUGUGUAGUGCAAAGAUAAAACAGAUGGACAAAAAGCUUUUACUUUGCAGGGAAAAAAUGCAGAUGGAUGUUGUGCAUUUGUGGCUUACACAGAAAAAUUCUGCUGCUCUGUGCUAUGAAUCCCAACUGCUGUUGAAAUAGGGGUGUUCCUGGGUUUCAUGCUGGGUUUAUGGGAUGGAUCUGCAUCUGCAGCCACUGCUUGGAUUUAUUCCAGCUCCUGCUGAGACCAAGUCCAAUCUAAAUUUCCAUACUGAAGCUGCCGUAGCAUUAACGCAUUUCACACGCUGGAUGGAAAACCUCCCGGGCAACUUGUACUGUGUGCUCAGGGUUUACUUACCCAUGGCUGCUGGAUCAUCUCCCUAGCUGCUGACCAUGACUUUUCCCACUGGGAAAGGGAAAAUGAGGGAGGGAAUGCCACAGGGGCAGUUCUGUGGUUUGUUACAUGGUUAUAAUUAUUUUUCACUGGUGGGUGACCAUCGCUUUGACAGCAAAUCAAUUUAAAUAUUUUGUAUAACCUUCAGCCUGAAUAAGGCAAUAGAAUAUUUUCCAUUGAAUUUAAUGAAGGUUGGAUGGAGCCCUUGAAAGAAGACACUACACAUUUAGCUGGUUUUGUUUCUCUGCCUGUUUGCAAAUUAUUAUGGAAACUUGCAGCCAGCAAAGCCUGUGCAAAGUGGAAUCAGAGAGGGUGGAGCAGAGGCUGUAAGCUGGGACUGUAGAUAUAAUAAAACUUAAUUUUAUUUAGUAAUACCAAAGACUAAAUUUUAUUUUCAGGAUUCAGAUGAAGCACUAGACAUUAGGUAUUUGUGUUUCUCCGUGCAUCUGUCUUUCUCUCAUAAAUAUUUUUAUUACAGUCAAAAUAAUAUUGUGCCAAGUUUUAUAAAAAACUUUUGAAUGUAUUUUUCCAUUGUAUUUAUAUGUAGUUUCCUUAUAUAUAUAUAUAUAUCUUUAAAAAAAAAAUGAUAUAUAUAGAUGUUUUUAAGUGAAAAAAUACCUGUAUGAUGUUUAGUGCAGUUAGCAUUAAGUUUUUGCAGCUGUGGGAUAUAUUUCCUUUAUAAAGUUUAACUUAGCUUGUUUAUUUGUGUGCAAAUAAAGUAAGCUUAAAAUGUAACUAGAAGGACAUUAAUUUUUUACAAGCACAUUCCAUGCAGCAGUCCAGAUUCAUAGACUGUAUUUAUACUUGUCUACAUGAUUCAGAAGAGACUGAGGCAGAAAAGGCUACUACUACCCUGGAGUGAGAGACACUGAUGUAAUUUUUUGCAGCAUGACCCCCCACUUAGAUUUUUUUUUCCCUAGUGGAUGCUGAGAAAAUGAGUGUAUGAGAAGCUGCAAUAAAUGAGGUCACAGAUUA